Molecule: messenger RNA, 1845 nt
Organism: Clarias gariepinus (North African catfish)
Lineage: Eukaryota; Metazoa; Chordata; Actinopteri; Siluriformes; Clariidae
Product: nuclear factor 7, brain-like
Exons: 6
Coding region: 206-1618 (470 amino acids)
Molecular function (GO): protein binding; zinc ion binding
Source: RefSeq, a predicted model, not a curated record
CCGGUGAGGUUUGAUUUUUUUUCUUGAUUUUUUUUUUCUUUUCUUUCUGGUAUAUAUGUACUAUGAAAGAAUGUAAUUACUAACUGAAAAUACACCUCCAUCGUUUUAACUUGAACAACCCUGAAGAUUGUGAGGGUGUCAUUAGUUUUUAGCAAGAGAAAGUAAGCGCUUACAUUUUGACUAAAGAACACAGUUGGUAAAUAAAAUGGCUUCUAAGUUUUCAGAGGAGGAUUUCUCCUGUCCUGUGUGCUGUGAAAUCUUCAAGGAUCCUGUUCUUCUGCUCUGCAGUCACAGUGUGUGUAAAGUGUGUUUGCAGCUGUUCUGGGAGGCCAAAGGAUCCAGAGAAUGUCCUGUUUGUAGGAGGACGUCAUCUCUGGAGCAACUUCCUACAAAUCUGGUGUUAAAAAACCUGUGUGAGACUUUCUUACAGGAAAGAAGUCAGAGAUCUUCAUCAGUGUGUAAAACAGUCUGCAGUCUGCACAGUGAGAAACUUAAACUCUUCUGUCGGGACGAUCAACAGGCUGUUUGUUUGGUGUGUCGGGAUUCAAGGAAACAUGCAGAACACAAAUUCUGCCCCAUUGAAGAGGCAGUACCAGACUUUAAGGAGGAUCUCAAAACUGCACUCAAGCCUCUACAGGAGAAACUGAAGAUCUUUAAAGACUGUAAACUAAACUGGAGUCAGAUUGCUGAACACAUAAAGAUUCAGGCCCAGCACACAGAGUGUCAGAUAAAGGAGGAGUUUGAGAAGCUUCACCAGUUUCUACGAGAUGAAGAGGCAGCCAGGAUCGCUGCACUGAGAGAGGAAGAGGAGCAGAAGAGUCAGAUGAUGAAGGAGAAGAUUGAGAAGCUGAGCAGAGACAUAUCAUCUCUUUCAGACACAAUCAGAGCCAUAGAAGAGGAGAUGAGAGCUGAAGACGUCUCGUUUUUACAAAACUACAAGGCCACAGUAAAAAGAGCCCAGUGUACACUGCAGCAUCCAGAGGAGCUUUCAGGAGCAAUGAUCCAUGUGGCAAAAUAUCUGGCCAACCUGAGGUUCAGAGUCUGGGAGAAGAUGCAGCACAUAGUCCAAUUCACAUUUGUAUCUCUGGACCCCAACACUGUUCAUCCUAAUCUCAUUGUAUCUGAUGAUCUGACCAGUGUGAGACGCAGUGAUAAGAAACAGAAACUUCCUGAUAAUCCAGAGAGAUUUGAUGAAUGGGAGUGUAUCCUGGGCUCUGAGGGCUUUAACUCAGGAACACACUGCUGGGAUGUUGAUGUUGGUGACUGUAGAGACUGGUCAUUGGGUGUGAUGACAGAAUCUGCUCAGAGGAAGGGUAAGAUGUACUCCAGAAGUGGAAUCUGGUGUGUGGAAUAUUAUAAUGGUGAAUAUGGAGCAUGUUCUACACCACAACCAGACAUUCCGCUCUCAGUAGCACAGAAACUCCAGAGGAUCAGAGUGCAGCUGGACUGGGACAGAGGAAAACUGACAUUCUCCGACCCUCUCACUAACACACACAUGCACACUUUCACACAAAUAUUUACUGACAGAUUACUGCCAUUCAUAGGUGUUUUUGGUAAAGAAUCUCCUCUGAAGAUUUUCCCACUUCAGUGCUCUGUGAGAGUAAAUACGAUCAGUUAGUUAGAGAUAGUUUCAUAUCAGUUUAUUAUUUAAACAUUGCAGUUUUCAAAAUAUUAAUAUUUUUUGUGAAAGUUUUUCAAGAAGCGCUGAACAGUUCAUUGUAAAAAGUUUUAUGAAAAGUGCUAUGGCAUUAUUUCGAUCCAAGUCAAAGUAAUGUGAAAACUGGCAAUAUUAAUAGAAUAUCCUUGUACAUAAAAUAAUAUAAAUAAUUUAUAAGUGAUACAAUU